AUGGGUUCUCAUUGUUCUUGCAAUUGUGAUAAGAAAGCAUAUGAAAUAUAAGUAAUUUAAAUAUUAAUUAGGAAUGUCUAUCAAUCCAAACAACUGGUUCUAAAACUGAAAAAAAAUGGAUGUUAAAAAAUAAAAUGGCAACUGUAAUCUAAAAACAUUGGAGGGGUUAUAUAGCAAGGCGUAAUGUUGAUGAUUAAAAAAUACUUUAUGCAUUUGAAACUGAAACAGUUGAAAGUGGAAUCUCAAUAAAUCACGAUGAUUAAGCUAGGGUUGAAAAACCUACUUAUAUGUAUUGAAUUCCAAUAUUUAGAUUUUCUGGAGGAGCUACUUAUACUGGUGAAUGGAGAGGAAACUCAAGAGAUGGAUAUGGAAUAUAGAUUUGGCCAGAUGGUGCAAAAUAUGAGGGUGAAUGGAAACAUAAUAAAGCACAUGGAAGAGGUAAAUUUACUCACAUUAAUGGGGAUAUUUAUGAAGGAGAAUGGGAAAAUGAUAUGUCGAAUGGAUAUGGAGUCUAUAAACAUAUUGAUGGUCCCAAAUAUGAAGGAGAAUGGUUUAAUGACAAGUAACAAGGAUAUGGUAUUGAAUUAUGGCCUGAUGGAUCUUUGUAUGAAGGAUAUUAUCAGAAUUCAUUAAAGCAUGGAAAAGGUAAAUAUCAAUGGAGUAAUGGUCAAAAAUAUGAAGGAGAUUGGGAUCAAAAUAAAAUAUCAGGAAGGGGAAUUUUAAUUUGGACAGAUGGAAGAAGAUAUGAGGGAGAUUUUUAUUUUGGUAAUAUGAAUGGUAGAGGUAUAUACACGUGGCAAGAUGGAAGAAAGUAUGAAGGAUAAUAUCUAAACGAUAAAAAGCAUGUAUCAUUUUCAAUUGAUUAAAAAUAAGGGUUAUGGCAUUUAUGAUUGGGGAGAUGGUAGAAGAUAUGAAGGCGAGUGGGAGAAUGGUAAGUAGCAUGGCAGAGGAUGCUUUUAUAUGAACAAAAAAGGGAAAUAUGGACUUUGGAGUAAAGGUAAACGGAUAGCAUGGGAUGAUUAAUGA
This is a messenger RNA of Paramecium octaurelia, 1026 nucleotides long. Lineage: Eukaryota; Ciliophora; Oligohymenophorea; Peniculida; Parameciidae. The record is from the annotation of a GenBank genome assembly.